UUCCGAUUCUAAAUUUAUUAUUUUAUGUUUUCAGGGAAAGUGUCUGGAAUUGUGACCAGUUUACCAAUUAUUGGUGGAAUCACAGCAUGUGGGAUCUUCCUUCUUAUAGUUUCUAUAAUUGGUCUUAUUGGAGCCAUGAGACAUCAUCAGGUGACGUUGUUUGUUUACAUGAUCGUCCUGUUCUGUAUCUUCAUAAUCCAGUUCUCUGUAUCCUGCGCUGCUCUUGGAGUAAACGACAAGGAUGAAGAAGUUAUUUUGAAUAUGGGCUGGAAAACUGCUGCUAACGAGACUAAGCUAGAUGCUGAGAAACUAUUCGACUGCUGCGGACUUACUAACUCUACCAACCCUAUGGAUGCUUACAAGUAACAUUUACUAUGUAUACGCAA
Eurytemora carolleeae is the source of this 386-nucleotide messenger RNA. RefSeq names its product tetraspanin-31-B-like. The record is from RefSeq and is a predicted model, not a curated record. The transcript has 3 exons. Bases 25 to 366 code for a protein of 113 amino acids. Gene Ontology annotation, cellular component: membrane. NCBI's taxonomy places the organism in Eukaryota, Metazoa, Arthropoda, Copepoda, Calanoida, Temoridae.